This is a messenger RNA of Austrofundulus limnaeus, 1940 nucleotides long. It is a transcript of the gene creb3l3a, whose product is annotated as cAMP responsive element binding protein 3-like 3a. Gene Ontology annotation, biological process: regulation of transcription by RNA polymerase II. Gene Ontology annotation, cellular component: nucleus. Gene Ontology annotation, molecular function: DNA-binding transcription factor activity, RNA polymerase II-specific; RNA polymerase II cis-regulatory region sequence-specific DNA binding. Lineage: Eukaryota; Metazoa; Chordata; Actinopteri; Cyprinodontiformes; Rivulidae. The transcript has 10 exons. Bases 168 to 1463 code for a protein of 431 amino acids. The record is from RefSeq and is a predicted model, not a curated record.
UGUUGUGUUGGAGUUUCAACUUUGGACUCGAGCGGAGGAGCUGAGAAAUACACUGGAGAGUUUUUAGAAAGGUAGAAACGUUUCACCUCAAAAAAAGAACAAAGAUUGAAUAUUGUGGUUGGAUCCCAUCAUUUCUUGGAGGGGGGCUUCACCCAAACAGGAAAACCAUGGAGUUCUACCCAGAUCAGGGUUGUGACUGCACGGAGUUGCUUGACUGGCUGUUUGAUAAAAACGAUGGGAUUCUUCGUCACGAGGACACAGGAGCCCACAGCAACCAUCACAGCUGGUCGUUUCAGGAGCCAAAUAUGCUGCCGCCAGCUGAGCAGGCAGGGGAUGACUUUCUCAACGCCCUUCUGAGUGGAGGGGAUUCUGCAUCCACAUCGCCUCUGUGGUCCCCGUCUCCAAGCGACAGUGGGAUAAGUGAUGGUGCUCCAUCAGACCAGAUGGAUAGUCCUCAGCGCCCUGAAAGUCCUCCAGAUGGCCCCUGCUUCGGUCCAGGACAACAAACCAAGGCAGCGCUGGAGGCCAACGUCUCCUCUGAUCUCAGUGGCUGGGAGUUUGGCUUCCCAAUGACCAAGACCAGGAUAACACCAUAUCCUGCAGAUGUCCACAGACCUCAGCUGUCCUCUGGUUUCCCACUGACUGUCAAAGACCUGCUGCUGUCUGGUACACCGGAGCUGCCCCAGCAGCCGUCGCAGAAGUCCAUCCAGGAGCUGAUUCUCAACGAAGACGAGAAGAAGCUUCUAGCGAAGGAGGGGGUGACCCUGCCCAACCAGUUACCUCUGACCAAACAUGAAGAGAGGGUCCUGAAGAAAAUACGUAGAAAGAUUCGCAACAAGCAGUCGGCCCAGGAGAGCAGGAAGAAGAAGAAGGAGUACAUUGAUGGGCUGGAGACCCGAAUGAUUGCCUGUAAUACCCACAACCAGGAGCUUCAGAGAAAAGUAUCCCAGCUGGAGAAAUGCAACAUGUCAUUAAUGGAGCAGCUACGCAGGCUGCAAGCUAUGGUCAUGAAUUCAUCCAACAAGCCAGCUCAGACUGGAACAUGUGUGCUGGUGCUCGUGCUGUCCUUCUCUCUGAUCCUGUUUUCCAGCCUGGAGCCUUUCUCCAACACUCAGGUCAGCCAAGGAGACUUCGGUCCAGUCAGAAUCCAGUCACGGUCCCUGCAGAACCUCCAGGCUUCCCGCGUGCUGCAUGUCGUUGACUCRUCAUUCUACACCAAGGACAAAUCAGAGCCUCUGCACCAGCAUUUCCCCAAAGAGCAGGUGUUAGAAGACCUCGCUGCCCUGAUGGGCGAGCUGGCAGCAAAUGAAGAACAGAGCAGCUUGGAGCCCGUGUCUCUGAACAGCAGCCAGGAGGACGGAAUCAGCCAUUUCCAUGUAGACCCAAUAACAGGCUACAUAGCUACCAUGACUCUGAAUCCCCAUCGCCAUGCCAGACUCCGACCACACGCUGACGACAUGUAACAGAAACAAAGAUUUCAGCCCCACGUAUAUCUGUCAAAUCAUCAGAAUGUCAGGACCUGGUAUUUACACAUACAAGGAAAUGAUAUUCUGAUCAUUCCUGUGUUGCUUUUAUGAGAUAUUUGAUCUUUAUGCCUUUAUUGUUUUUUUAUAUUAGAAAAUGGAUUUUAAUCUCAUACAGAAAUGACUAAUAUUUGAGAAUUUCCAUCUUUUAUUAAAUUUUAUUGUAAAAUAGUUUCAGUUCAUCUAAAAUUGUGUAAACAGAGCUAUAUUAUUCUCCAGAUGUGUUGAUUCAAACCAGUAAUUUCAGACAUUUAAGGUUUUUUUCCAUUUUAAAACUGUUUUUUUUGUAAUAUUCAUAUUGAUUGCUCACUGUUUACCUUCAGUAGAAGAUAAAAUCCCAUUAACUGAAAAGUGGAUUUCAAAUUCUCUGUUAUUUUCUUUUCGACCUGUAAUUAUUAAAAAGCCACUCUAAACACA